Messenger RNA from Cavenderia fasciculata, 2205 nucleotides. RefSeq lists its product as uncharacterized. The transcript is spliced from 2 exons. NCBI's taxonomy places the organism in Eukaryota, Evosea, Eumycetozoa, Acytosteliales, Cavenderiaceae. Bases 1 to 2205 code for a protein of 734 amino acids. The record is from RefSeq and is a predicted model, not a curated record.
AUGGCAAUUGAAAUCAUCAACUUUAAUCAACUCAUCCAAAGACAAUCUUUGGAUAGAUUCCCAACCACUCUAUUCCCAACCAACUAUUUCUAUAUUGUAUUUUGUAUCAUUGUUUUCUUAUAUACCAUCCAAAAGCGUGACAAGAAGUCAUCAAGUCGCUUUAUGGAAAUACUCUCAUCAACUCAAUCAAUCAGUAUUUUAGAAAUCAACUUUAUCAAUCGUAUUGUUAAAUCCAAUAAUAGUUCAGUAUCACUCGAACAAUUCUGUCAAUCAUACCUCAUCGACUCAAUCACUCUCCAAAAUAACAUCAUCUCAUCAAUGAACCAAUUUUCACCAAGUGACGUUCAAAUCAAGAGCAAGAGCUGCUCUUCAUACUAUCGUCUCACUGGAAAGUAUGAUGCUUCGACCAGUGUCUUCCAAGGAAUCAUGAUUGACAACACUCAAGAGAAACAACAACUCAAGAAACUCAAGAACACCUUGACUCACGAUGCACUCACCGGUCUCCAAAAUAGAUACCAUCUCAACAACAAGAUUCAAAAGUUUUGUGCCAAGUCUUCAUCAGAACAAUGCUCAAUCUACUUUAUCGAUCUCAACAAAUUCAAACAAAUCAACGAUACCCAUGGACACGACAAUGGUGAUGUUGUCCUCAGAUCAGUUGCCGAUCGUUUCCAACAAUUCGCCGACGAAUCAGUUCUCCCAGUCCGCCUUUCUGGCGAUGAAUUCCUCAUUGUCAAACGCAAUGUAGAAUCAAACACACAAGCUGAUCAAUUCAUUUCCAGCUACCUCUCAAGUGUCCAAUGCGACACUGUCCAACUCAACGACUCAACCACCUCAAUCAAAGUAACUCUUUCCUUUGGAGGUGUUGUAUUCAACAAAUCACAAUCAACCCAAACCGACAAGUUGAUUAUAUGUGCCGAUGAAAGAAUACUAACAACAACACUCAACAAGAACAAGAAAGCUCAUACGAAUACAACAACUUAUCAACGUGCAAGUUCAGCAUUUAGAAGAAUCAAUCAUUCUUGGGUUGGGACCACCAUAGGUAGCAGAGUCAUGAACGACGAGAUGCAAGUGUCAACUUUGAACACGAAUUCACUGCAAAGUUCUGAGCUUGAACUAGAUGUUCAUCCUCUGCUUCAAAUGGAUCCUACGUUUCAAGUUCAGCCUCUGCUUUCAGUUGAUCCUCUGCUUCAAAUGGAUCCUAUGUUUCAAGUUCAACCUCUGCAACCUAUGACGCUUCAAGUUGAACCUGAACAGCUUGUACAACAACAAAACAAUCAAGAUACCACUACUACUACUACUGCUACUAGUACAACAUCAACUACAACCACCACCAACACCGCCACUACUAUACUCGCAAAUAAUACAACCACGAAAGUAAAAAGAAAAGAACCAAAACCAAAUGAAACGAUUCCCCUCGCUGCACUUACAACACCAGCAGGAACAAAGAAUUCAAAAUGCUCAUGCUCAAAGUUAUCUUUUUAUAAUACUACGUGUUCGGCAGCUUGUGGAUGUAGAAAAAAGGGACAUGGUUGUGCUGCAUCUUGCAAAUGUAAAGGUAAAUGCAGUAAUGGGUUCUCAAACGAUGAUAGAUUCUUUCCAAUGUGGCGAAACGUUGUUCUCUAUCGAUUGAUCUACCAUUAUGUCAACCCAAGAAAGACGGAAUACAAUAUUCAACUCCGCGAGAGACAAGAGACAUUAAAGAAUGACCUUCCAACGGAUAUCGUCAUCAAUAGUGGAAACCAAUAUGUUGUCAAUCAAUACUUGAAAGGAUCAUAUUCCUUUCAAAAGAUGGUUAAUAUUCUCCGCGCAGCUUCAGAAAAGGAUGUUAGAAAACAACAAAUCAUCGAUGCAUUGGCAGUCUACAAACUCAAUCUCAGAUCCGACAGUCGUUUGUGUUUUGGUUACAUUGAUGGUACACUUGGCGGCCAUUGGACUGUCGAUUCUAUAGUCCACGAGAUGUGCAAAAUGAAAUACUUUUUCGAUUAUUGCAAUAUGAAAAGUUAUCUCUCUUAUUGUUCCUUUGAUGAAGCAAAAGAAAGAGUAGAAUCAAAACAUGGAGUUCCAAAAGUUUGGCCUUGGAUGAAAAGCUCUGAUGAUGGUUUUCAACAGCAGGUUGCCAAUGGUUAUCAUGGUCCGGCUUAUGUUCGUCAUUCUUAUUCUUAUAAUCGUUAUGAUUACGAUUCUGAUUACGAUUCUGAUUAUUGA